Messenger RNA from Opisthorchis viverrini, 1019 nucleotides. RefSeq lists its product as hypothetical. The transcript is spliced from 2 exons. NCBI's taxonomy places the organism in Eukaryota, Metazoa, Platyhelminthes, Trematoda, Opisthorchiida, Opisthorchiidae. Bases 70 to 801 code for a protein of 243 amino acids. The record is from RefSeq and is a predicted model, not a curated record.
AUUAAAUCACUCUGUUACAGGCGCAGAGUCCCUGUUUAAUGCUGCCUUGUUGUCAGCGACUUUCAUGAAAUGGGUCUUUCACAAAGUCUACGCAAGACUGAAAGUUUGGAAUACCUGGUGGGCGCCCGCAAUCCCUACCUUUUUGAUACUCCUACGCGUAGCCCGACUGCGUCCAAGCCUUCUGACUCCCGCGACAUACGUAAAUGUCCAAGAUGUGAUUUGUCCUAUAACCACACUUUAUUAAUCUUUCCGGCCACUUUGAUGAAUUGUGAACUGCGUGUGGUUUGCAACGGAACCUUGGAAUUACUCACACAUGAACUCAUUUUCCGUGACCAGCUGCGUAACAGUUUAUCCUGGCCGCUCGAAACCAUCCGAUGGUUCGGUGAAAACGCAAACUUCUUCGUUUUCGAGUCUGGUCGGACGUCUCCUUCUGGCGAGCAGGCUGAAGCUGCGGCGACUUCUAGUGCAGAGACUUGUCCUGUGGAAACGGAUAGCUCCUUGUCUUCAUCCCGGUUACGAACUCUGACAGCAUCAUCGAGCACAAUCUCCUAUCCCGUCUUGCUCAGCCGGUCCGACCAGGAUCAACCAGAAUCGGUCACUGGUUCAGCAUCUGAGGACACUCAACCGGAAAAUUAUCGAAGCCUUGCCACCGCCAUAACGUCGCUUUACCUAUCUUCCAGUCAUUUAUCGGGCCAAUACCUCAUAGCAGCGGCUAUGCAUCAGUAUGUGAAUCAACCAAACGGCCUACUCGUAUCCCCGCCUUCUCGACGGGUGACGCAUUACGUGGAUGAACCCGUCUAGUGUGUAUGCAUAUAUAGUGGAUCUGGAGAUCACCGUAACCUAUUUUGAUCGUACUUCAAGCGCCAGAAAUCCUUCUGUUCAUAUUUUACCAUGUUUGUACCAUUUUCACCUGGUUUUUCUACCGAGCAGAAUACCAUUAAUUUAAUAACUGGUUGAACUGAUUACUGACACCGCAUAUUGGAACAAUUGAUUGCUUUUCGUACAAUAGAUCACCGUUA